AUGGGUCCGGGACGGUUGUUUUUACGGAUGCUGCUGUUGGUGGUUCUGGGUUUAUUUUCUAGAGUUUUCUCAGCUUCAGAAGAUUCCAAAGAACAAAUUCCACAAGGAGCCUCAACUUUAGCUUUUGUUUUUGAUGUUACCGGCUCCAUGUACGACGACCUGGUCCAGGUUAUUGAAGGAGCGUCGAAGAUCCUGGAGACCUCUCUCAGCCGCCCUAAGAGACCGCUGUAUAACUUCGCACUGGUGCCUUUCCACGACCCGGAGAUCGGCCCAGUCACCAUAACAACCGAUCCCAAAAAAUUCCAGACUGAGUUGCAGGAGCUCUAUGUACAGGGAGGUGGAGAUUGCCCAGAGAUGAGCAUUGGCGCCAUCAAGAUCGCUCUGGAGAUUUCUUUACCUGGGUCUUUCAUUUACGUCUUCACGGAUGCCCGAUCGAAAGACUACAAACUGGCGCAUGAGGUCCUGCAGCUAAUUCAGCAGAAACAGUCCCAGGUGGUGUUUGUGCUGACUGGAGACUGUGAUGACAGAUCGCAUGUGGGUUAUAAGGUAUAUGAAGAAAUUGCCUCCACCAGCUCUGGACAGGUUUUCCAUCUAGACAAGAAACAGGUCAACGAGGUGCUGAAAUGGGUGGAGGAAGCUGUACAGUCCUCUAAAGUCCACCUGCUGUCCACUGACCACUACAAUCCAGUCAGCAACACCUGGCAGAUCCCCUUUGACCCAAGCUUAAAGGAGGUCACAGUCGCUUUGAGUGGUCCUGCCCCAAACAUUGAGAUUCACAACCCUAAAGGGAAACUAAUCGGGAGUCAAGAUGGCCUGACUGAACUUCUUCACAUCCCAAAUUCAGCCAAAAUUCUCAACCUGAAAGAUCCAGAGCCAGGAACGUGGUCCAUAAAGACAAUCAGCGAGGGUCGACACUCGGUGCGUAUCACAGGACUAAGCACCAUCGACUUCAGAGCUGGCUUUUCAAGAAAACACACUCUAGAUUUCAAGAUGACCUCCAGCAGACCCGUCCAAGGAAUCCCUACGUUCAUACUGCUGAACACCACGGGCCUCUUCCGUCCUGCACGUGCUGACCGCCUGGAGCUGCUGAGCAUCACCGGCGGGGUGAUAAAAACUCUGCCCAUUCGCUACUAUCCCGAACGCAAACCUUACGGCAUUUGGAACAUCACGGAGUUUGUUCCUCCUGAUGAAGCCUUCUUCCUCAGAGUCACCGGAUACGAUCGCGAUGGUUUCCUUUUCCACAGAGUCUCUAGUGUAUUAUUCUCCAGCAUAGUCCCAGGUGCCCCCAAAGUAAGUAUGCCCCCCCACACUCCGGGUUACUACCUACAGAAGGGUGAACUGACCUGCCAGGUUGAAAGUCUGAUCCCCUUCACCCUGCGCUUCAUUCGUGAGGAGCAGCGUCUGGGCGUGGACCAGAUCUUCAGCGAGUCGUCCAAUGUGUCACUGGAGAUAGCUCAGGUGUCUCUGAAAGACGAGGGCUUCUAUGACUGUAUCGCCAUCAGCAGCGCUGGAACUGGAAGAGCCCGGACCUUUCUGGACGUCUCAGAGCCUCCUCCAGACAUCACAGUACCCUUCAAUGUAACAGCGUCUCCAGGCUCCACUGCACUCCUGACCUGCGUGGUGGCCAGCACCGUGCCAUUUAACCUGACCUGGCAGCGGGGUGGCAUCGAUGUUCGACUGGGCACCCGUGCUUUUAUCACCACAAACCUGUCACUGGAGAUCCAGCGCAUAACACAGGAAGAUGCUGGCUGGCACAGUUGUGUCGCCACUAAUGAGGGUGGAGCGUCUACCUCUCAUGUCUACCUCAGUGUACAAGCCCCACCAGUGGUGACUGUAAACCCACAGAACCAAACCUUCAGUACAGGAAUGGAGGUGCGGAUCAGGUGCACGGCUAAAGGCUACCCCUCUCCCGCAGUGGUGUGGACCCACAAUGACAUGUUCAUUACAGACUUUAUGAGGCACAGGAUGACGCCAGAUGGUACACUCGUUAUCAAAAACACUGUACAAAAGGAUGCAGGGGUAUAUGGUUGUCUGGCCAGCAAUGUAGCAGGAACAGAUGCGAAGACUGCUCUUCUCAGCUAUAUUGAGUCUCCCCAGGUGACAGUACCAGAAAGCAGGCUGCUGAUUGGAUUAGGACAGGCUGCCGUUAUGGAGUGUACUGUAACAGGAAUUCCACAGCCAGAGGUCCUGUGGUACAAAGGUGACCACCAGGUAAAGUCAUCUGUGUUUGUCAAUAUGGAUCCAAAGCGGGGCAUCCUGAACAUUCGGCAGAUUGAGGCUGGCGAUGCAGGCGACUACAUCUGCGUGGCAGUGAACCUGGCAGGCAGCGCACAGGGAAAGAUCAGACUGGACGUGGGCUCUCUUCCUCAGUUCACGAGGCAGCCAUCGGAUAUUGCAGCAGACAUCGGGUCUGACCUCACCCUGCCGUGUCAAGCCCAGGGUCAUCCAGAACCACGAAUUACCUGGAGACGAGAGGACAACGCUGCCCUUUCCUCUCAUCGCCAUGGUCACAGCACUGUCAGUCAAAAGAGGGGCGGAGACCUGGUCAUAACAAACCUCUGGAUAGAAGAUGGGACCACCUAUGUGUGUGAAGCUCAAAACCAGUUUGGUAAAAUCCAGGUUAAGGUCAAAGUCACUGUUACUGGACUGGUCCCUCCCACGAUAGCGCUGAUUCCAGCAGAGGUCAGGGUGGUAGAGGAGCAGCAGGUCACUUUACCCUGUGUGCUGCUUGCCGGAAACCCGCUGCCUGAGAGACACUGGCUUCAUGAGAAUACCCUGGUGACAUCCAGCCCCUAUGUGAGUAUUCGACGUGAUGGCAGUCUGCAUAUUGAGCGAGUCAGUGUGCAUGAUGGCGGAAUGUAUACAUGUGUGGCUGAAAAUGUGGCAGGAUCCAGCAACCACACCACCACUGUCCACAUUUAUGUGAUGCCCACAAUUCAACAUGGUCCUCAAGUCUUCAGUACCAUAGAGGGAACGCCCAUUUCUCUCCCCUGCCAUGCCCGUGGAGUGCCCAAACCAGACAUCACCUGGGCUAAGCAUGGAGAGCUGCUGGAUCUGAGCAGUGGAGCAUUUUAUCUGGAGGAGGAUGGCAGUCUGCACAUUGUGUCACCCGGAGCGAAUGAAUCUGGAGAGUUUGUAUGUACGGCCACUAAUGCAGCUGGAUACAGCUCCAGAAAGGUCCAGCUCACUGUCUAUGUAAGACCCAGGCUGAGUGGUGCUGGAGCUGGAGGUUUGUCUGGAUCUGGAGAACCAUUAGACAUGUCCGUAAAGGUGGGUGAUGAUGUCACACUACCUUGUGAAGUACGAAGUCUUCCACCUCCAAUCAUCACCUGGUCCAAAGACAAGCAACUGAUAUCCCCUUAUUCUCCAAGACACACUCAACUUCCCUCAGGCUCAAUGAAGAUCACAGAGAUGCGCCUGACAGACAGUGGCACAUACCUGUGUGUGGCAACGAACAUCGCUGGCAACUUCAGCCAGGUCAUCAGACUCAGCGUCCUUGUUCCUCCACGCAUCCUGCCAGGACCACGUGUGAUCAAGGUCUUGGUGGCGCAUUCCAUAGACCUGCCUUGUGUGGCCCAGGGUGUGCCUCAGCCCUCUGUGAGCUGGAUGAAAAACAGCACCGCUCUGGUGGUGGAUGGCUUUCAUUACAAGCUGUCCCCUGAUGGAACUCUGACUGUCCGUGAGGUGGCGCUGACUGACGAGGGUGUGUACGCCUGCGUGGCCAGCAGUGUUGCGGGACAGGACAAGGCCAGUAUUCAGCUACAGGUACAAGUUCCCCCUGUAGUGGAGGUGUCUGAACCCCCCUUCAAUAGCCCUCUGCAGGAGAGAGUGACCAACCAGCGUAUUGCUUUUCCCUGCCCUGCCAAAGGUUUGCCUCAGCCAGUAAUUAAGUGGUUUCGGAAUGGUCAGGAGCUGACAGGGAAUGAACCCGGAGUGUCCAUUUUGGAGGAUGGAACCCUGCUCAUUCUGGCCUCAGUGUCACCGCUGGAUAAUGGAGAGUACACCUGUACAGCUGCCAACGAUGCCGGCAGCACUGAGAAAAAAUACCAGCUCAAAGUCAAUGUUCCCCCUGGAGUGCGAGAUGCCGGCCUAUCAUCCAACAUCUCUGUGGUGAUGAACCAGCCCACAAGUUUGGUGUGUGAUGUCACUGGCACACCUCCACCAGUCAUCACAUGGUACAAAGAUGGUGUGCAGGUGGUUGCCAACAGUAAUGUACAGAUCUUGCAGAAAGGAAAGACGCUGAGAUUGCUCAAGGCUGCUACAGUUGAUGCAGGUCUCUACAGCUGUAAGGCCAUCAACAUUGCAGGAAGUACAGAGAAAGACUUUACUCUGAAUGUACUGGUUCCACCUACCAUCAUUGGAAGAGGUGGUUCAUCUGACCUCUACGCUGUUCUCAAUCAGGAGAUCAGUUUGGAGUGCAAGGUUAAAGGCGUGCCCUUUCCUACAAUACAGUGGUACAAAGACGGGAAGCUGAUGUUUUUGGGGGAAGCCAACGUUGAGGUGUUGGACCGAGGUCAAUUGUUAAAAAUCAAAAGUGCACGGUUAGGGGAUCAGGCACGGUACCAGUGCAGUGUCUCCAACUCUGCAGGAAAGCAGUCCAGAGACUUCAGUCUCAGCAUUUAUGUGCCACCCAGUAUAAAGGGAUGGAACGUGACCUCAGAGGUGACGGCUCUUCAGGAUAACCCGGUCACUCUGGAGUGUGAGGUGCGUGGAAUACCCCUCCCUGCCAUUACCUGGUAUAGGAAUGGAGAGGCCAUUCUGUCCAACAGACAGGCACAGUAUGUGGAGCGUGGUCACUUCCUGAAGAUUUCCCGUGCUCAGGUGUCAGACACUGGCCGCUACACAUGCAAGGUGACAAGCAUGGCUGGAACUGCUGAGAAGGCUUAUGAGCUGGAUGUCUAUGUUCCUCCCUCUAUUGCUGGAGGUUUGGACGUCCCUGUGCAGAAGAAAGUUGUUAUAAAUAAAACUCUGACACUGGAGUGUAAGGCAGCCGGUCACCCACCACCCUCACUCACCUGGCUGAAGGACGGUUCCCCUGUGAAAGCUAGGCAGAACCUGCAGCUUCUGGAACAGGGUCGCAGGAUCCAGCUUCUGAAUGCGCUUCCCUCUGAUUCUGGCUUCUAUGUGUGUGUAGCGACCAGUGUUGCAGGAGAGAUGGAGAUCAAGUACGAUGUCAACGUGUUAGUACCACCCACUGUAGACGGAGCAGAUCGGAGCAUAAAUUCAACCGUGAUCAUAAACAACAUUCUCGAAUUAGAGUGUCAUGCUACAGGCACUCCUCCGCCAACCAUCACAUGGCUGAAGAACAGACAGCCACUGAGGCAGGGAGACGGGGUGAGGAUUUUACCAAACGGACGUCGUCUGGUCAUCUCACGUGCUCAGACCUCCGACACAGCACUGUUCCAGUGUGUGGCCACAAAUGAAGCAGGAGAGCAGGAAAAAGACUUUAAAGUUGUAGUUCAUGUCCCUCCGUCGAUUCGUUCUUCUGGUCCUGCUGAGCGCUCAGUGGUCCUUCACAAUGCGGUGAGCCUUCAGUGUGUGACCAAUGGCGUUCCAGCUCCCAGCAUCACCUGGCUCAGAGAUGGUCAUCCUGUAGACAUCACACAGGGUUUACUUAAGCUGGAAUCUGGAGGCAGGGUUUUACAUAUUAAAGAGGCCAGAUUAGAGGAUGCAGGCAAAUAUACCUGUGUGGCCACCAACGCCGCAGGAGAGGCACAGCAGCAUAUUCGCCUCAGUGUGCAUGAGCCUCCCAUCAUCGAGUUUGCUGGAGAAACAGUUAAUCAAACUAUCCUAUCUGGAUAUCAAAUCCAGCUGCAGUGUAAAGUAACAGGCAGUCCUGUUCCAGCUAUAACCUGGUAUAAGGAGGGUCGGCCACUGAGCACCGCAGCAGGCGUGAGCAUCCUAAGCCGAGGCCAAGUGCUGGAGAUCGACCGUGUUCAGGUAGCUGAUGCUGGACUCUACAGGUGUGUUGCAGUCAAUGUGGCUGGAACAGCAGAACUAACACACAGCCUACAGGUGUAUGUACCCCCCUCCAUUACCAGUAAAGGAGGAAUGGUGACAGUCGUGGUGAAUGAACCAGUUAAACUGGAGUGUGAGGCCUCAGGUCUGCCACUACCCAGUCUUACCUGGCUCAAAGAAGGUAGUCCUGUCUCCAGCUCAUCUAAUGGUAUCCAGGUGUUGUCAGGAGGCAGGGUGCUGUCUUUCAGGAGUGCUCAGGUGAGCGAUACGGGCCACUACACCUGUGUGGCAGUAAAUGCAGGUGGAGAGCAGCAAAGAGAGUAUGAUCUACUUGUCUACGUUCCACCCAACAUCAUGGGUGAGGAGGUCAACAGCACUGUUCUGAUUGGUCGAUCAGUGGACUUGCAUUGCAGGAGUGAUGCCAUCCCCCCUCCCACUUUGACCUGGCGUAAAGAUGGACGGCCACUCUACAGGAAGCCGGGAAUGACCAUGUCUGAGGAUGGCAGCUUAUUGCAGAUCACAAAUGCUCAGAUACAGGACACAGGCAGGUAUACAUGUGAGGCAACCAACGUGGCAGGCAAGACAGAGAAGAACUACAAUCUGAACGUGCUGGUUCCACCUAGUAUUCGUGGCUCUGAUAAAGUGUCUCCAUUGACGGUGACCGAGGGUGGCCUCAUUACUCUGGUCUGUGAGUCCAGUGGCGUCCCCCCUCCCAGCCUCACAUGGAGGAAAAAUGGUGUGGAGCUAAGGGCGGACUCGCGUGCACGGGUGUUGUCUGGGGGACGGCAGCUACAGAUCGCCAGUGCAGAGAGGACUGAUGCUGCCUCCUACACCUGCACAGCAUCCAGCUCUACUGGCAAGGCCGUCAAGGAGUACAGCCUGCAAGUCUAUGUUCGUCCAUCCAUUAGUUCAUCAGGCAGUGGAAAGGAAGAGGUGACUGUGGGGCGAGGAUUAGACAUCACCCUGCAGUGUGAGACUGAUGGAGUACCCAGGCCUGCCAUCACCUGGCUAAAAGAUGGAAGACCACUAAACUCUGGCUCUGGAGCUCAAAUUCUGAAUGAAGGUAGACUGCUCCGCAUUAGAGACGCUCAGGUGGUUCACACUGGACGAUACACCUGCAUCGCUGUCAAUGUGGCUGGACAAGCUGAGAGCAAAUAUGACAUCACUGUUCAUGUUCCAGCAAGCAUCAGUGGGCAAAUCGGGAGGCCAGAGAACGUGAGUGUGGUGGUGAGAAAUCCGGUGGCCCUCACGUGCGAGGCAUCUGGCAUCCCCCUGCCUGUCAUCACCUGGUUAAAAGACGGCCAGCCAAUCAGCUUGUCCGGCUCUGUCCGAGUCAUCUCAGGUGGGCGGAGUUUACGCUUGACGCAUGCUUCAGUGGAAGAUGCUGGGAGGUACACCUGUGUCGUCUCGAAUGUUGCUGGAGAGGACAGGAAGAACUUUGAUCUGGAUGUACUGGUUCCUCCAAGCAUUGUGAAUGAGGGUGGGAUGCAGGACGUGAAGGUAAAGGAGGGACAGAACAUCACCCUUACUUGCGAGGUCACUGGACACCCUGUCCCAGAGAUCACAUGGCUAAAAGAUGGUCAGCCAGUGCUGGGUGAGGCACGGGUUCAGGUGAUGUCGCAUGGACGCUUCCUGCAGAUACAAGAUGCCCAGGUGGUCGACACAGGCAGGUACAGCUGUCUGGCUUCCAACAUUGCCGGGGACAGGAGCACCCACUUUAACCUUAACGUCCUCGUUACUCCCACCAUCACUGGAUCAGGACCGGAGGGAUCUUCUGAGGAGGUGACGGUAACUCUGAACAGCCCUACGUCUCUGGUGUGUGAAGCUCAAUCAUACCCACCCGCCAUCAUUACCUGGCUUAAGGAUGGCACGCCGUUUGAGUCCACCCGCAACGUCCGAGUGCUGCCAGGAGGCCGGACCCUGCAGAUCCUGAAUGCACAGGAAGAGGAUGCUGGGAGGUACACAUGCGUGGCCACCAACGAGGCCGGAGAGACCCUGAAGAACUACGAGGUCAAAAUUUAUAUUCCUCCUAUUAUCAGUAAGGACAAUGUAGCAGGAGAAGGAUUCGCCCCAAAAGAGGUCAAAAUCAAAGUAAACAACACCCUGACCCUGGAGUGUGAGGCCCAAGCAAUCCCAACCCCUACUCUACAGUGGUACAAGGAUGGCCAGAUCCUGAAGGAAGAUGGGCACAUUACAAUAACACCCAAUGGCCGAAUAGUUCAGAUAAAGCAAGCUCAGGUAUCCGACACAGGCCGAUACACCUGCAUCGCUACCAACAUUGCUGGAGAGGAUGAAAAGGACUUUGAUGUAAAUAUACAAGUUCCUCCUAGCUUCCAGAAGAAUGGGGACCAUGGCUCUGGUAUUGCCACUGUUGCUGAGGCAAAGGAUGUCAUUCUGAAUAAUCCCAUCUCCCUGUAUUGUGAAACCAAUGCUGUCCCACCUCCGACUCUCACCUGGUACAAAGAUGGCCGACCAAUCACCUCAACUGACAGAGUUCUCAUCUUACCAGGUGGUAGGGUGCUUCAGAUUCCCCGAGCUCAAACCGAGGAUUCUGGGAAAUACACAUGCGUCGCCAUCAACGAAGCAGGAGAAGACUCAGUCCAGUAUGAUGUCAGAGUAUUGUUACCUCCCUCUAUCCGUGGAUCUGACAGAGAUGUUCCUGAUGAGCUGACAGUGUUGGUGAACAAGACCACUCUGCUGGAGUGCCAUGCAGAUGGAAUGCCUACUCCUAAAAUCAGCUGGAUCAAAGACAGCCUGCCUUUACACCCAGACAGAACACAUACACUGCUGUCUAAUGGCAGAACACUGCAGAUUUUGAACGCACAGGUGACUGACACAGGCCGCUAUGUGUGUGUGGCUGAAAAUGUUGCCGGAAGUGCAGAGAAAUACUUCAGUCUUAAUGUGCAUGUUCCUCCAUCUGUGGUGGGUGUGAGUGAAGAAAAUGCUACAGUGGUAGUAAAUAAUUUCAUCUCUCUGAGCUGUGAGGCAACUGGCUUCCCUCCUCCUACUCUGAGCUGGCUUAAAGACAGGAGACCUGUACGAGCCAACAGCAAUGCUAUAAUCAUGCCAGGAAGCCGGACAUUGCAGAUUCUAAAGGCUAAGCUGUCUGAUGGUGGAAAGUACAGUUGUGUGGCCAUGAAUCCAGCAGGAGAAGCUCACAAGUUCAUCUACCUUACAGUCUUUGUUCCCCCCAGCAUCAAGGACAGCAUUGGAGAUUCUCCUGCAGUGAUCAGUGUGCGUGUGGGAAACUCGGUCACUCUGGAGUGCCAGUCUAACGCCGUGCCCCCUCCCACUAUCACCUGGUACAAAGAUGGACGGCUUAUUAGCGAAACAGCCAAUCUUCGCAUCCUCGCUAAUGGACAGAUGCUGGAAAUUAAAGGAGCAGAGGUGUCCGAUACGGGCCAGUAUGUCUGCAAAGCCAUCAAUGUUGCUGGUCAGAUGGACAAGAACUUUCAUCUCAACAUCAAUGUACCUCCAAGUAUAGAUGGCCCAGUAGAGGAGCAUGUGGUGGAGACCAUCAGUAAUCCAGUGACCUUUGCUUGCGAUGCCACAGGCAUCCCUCCUCCAAGCCUGACCUGGCUCAAGAAUGGCAGAGUAAUUGAGAAUUCAGAGUCUCUGGAAAUGCACAUCCUGUCUGGGGGUGACAAGUUGCAGAUUGCACGCUCACAGCUUUCUGAUAGUGGCAUAUAUACCUGCCUGGCAUCCAACAUAGAGGGCAAAGCCCGCAAGAGCUACCACCUCACCAUACAGGUGCCUCCAAGCAUCACAGGAUCAGAGAUGCCCAGAGAGAUGAGUGUUUUGCUGAAUGACAGCAUCCAGGUGGUGUGUCAGGCAAAAGGGACUCCAGCACCCACCAUCCAGUGGCUGAAGGAUGGGAACGCUCUGAGCAGCACUGGCCUCAAGAACAUCAGAAUCAGUCCUGAUGGCAGCACUCUCACAAUUACAGCUGCCCAAACUACAGACAGCGGUAAAUAUACAUGUGUGGCCACUAACAAGGCUGGCGAGGAGGACAGAAUCUUCAACCUUAAUGUAUAUGUCCCUCCAGUGAUCCAAGGUAAUAAAGAUGCAGCUGAGGAACUUACUACAGUGCUGGACAGCUCAGUAAACAUCGAGUGUGUGGCCAGUGGAUUUCCCCCACCUCAGCUCAACUGGCUGAAGAAUGGCUUACCUCUGGCCGUGUCAUCCCACGUACGUCUACUAUCUGCUGGACAGGUCCUUCGCAUUGCUCGCACUCAAGUGUCAGACGGAGGCACCUACACUUGUGUGGCAUCCAACCGAGCAGGAGUGGACAACAAACUCUACAAUCUCCAGGUGUAUGUUCCUCCCAGUCUGGAUGGAGCUGGCACUACAGAUGAUGUGACGUUGGUGAGGGGAGGCAUGGUUGCCCUGGUGUGUGUGUCUGAUGGAACCCCUAAUCCAUCACUCUCCUGGCUAAAAGAGGGAGCUGCUCUGCCCGUUGACACUCAUAUCAGACUGCAGAACCAAAACAGCACUUUGCACAUCUCCGACAUUCAGGUAGAUCACACGGGAAGGUACAGCUGCAUCGCACGCAACCAGGCUGGAGAAGCACGGCGGCACUUCAUCCUCAAAGUGCUGGAUCCUCCACGAAUUAAUGGUUCAGGAAUCCCCACUGAGGUAUCAGUGGUGGUGAAUCAUGUCCUAGAGCUUGUGUGUGAGGCAGAGGGCAUACCGGUACCUGUGCUCACCUGGGUAAAGGAUGGUCGACCACUACCUCAGACAGACAGUCUGCGCAUCCUCCGUGGAGGAGAAAUGCUCCGAAUUGCAUCUGCACAGGUGGAGGACACUGGAAGAUACAGCUGUUUGGCCACAAGCCCUGCAGGAGAUGAUGAUAAAGAGUUUUUGGUCAUGGUUCAUGUUCCACCUAAUAUUGCGGGUGAGAAUGUUGUCCAGGAUGUCUCAGUGCUGCAGAACAGGCAGGUGACACUGGAGUGCAAAUCAGAUGCUGUACCACCCCCAACUCAGUCCUGGCUCAAACACGGAGCUCCACUAAAGCUGUCUCCGCGGGUGCGUGUGCUGUCCAGCGGCCGCUACCUGCAGAUCAAUAACGCAGAGCUUGCAGACGCUGGUGGCUACACUUGUGUGGCUAGCAAUGUGGCUGGAGAAACAAGACGUCAGUUUAACCUCAGUGUAAAUGUUGCACCCACUAUUAAGGACAGCCCUCCGACAGUGUCCGUACAUGCCAACCAGCCUGUGGUACUGGAGUGUGUCGUGAGUGGGUAUCCUGCCCCUCGUGUUACUUGGAGAAAAAACGGUGCCGUUCUGGCAGGAAACAAUCCCAGGUAUACUGUUGCUAAGGACGGUUCCCUUCAUAUUCAGUCAGCACAACUGUCUGACACUGGUCAUUACUUGUGCAUGGCAACCAAUCAGGCGGGAACUCAACGGAGGAGAGUGGAUCUACAAGUCUAUGUGCCUCCCUUAAUUGCUGAGGGUCCCACUAAUGUCACAGUGACAGUGAACAUCCAGACCACCCUGUCCUGCGAAUCCACCGGUAUCCCAAAACCCUCUGUCACAUGGACCAAAGACACUCGUCCUCUCAACACAGACCAGAACCAGAACAUGUACAGGCUGCUUUCAUCAGGAUCUCUGGUUGUCAUAGCACCAACAAUAGAUGACGCAGCACUGUAUGAGUGUGUCGUGUCCAAUGAAGCCGGCAAGGACAGUAGAACCAUCCAGCUCACUGUACAUGUGCCACCAUCCAUUGCUGAUGAGGCUACGGAGUUGGUGGUAAACAGACUAUCCCCACUAGUGAUCGGUUGUACUGCAUCUGGAUUUCCAAACCCAGUCUUGCACUGGAGCAAAGAUGGGAAGCGAUUGGUCGAACAUGGAGAGGGCUACAAGAUGCUCCUCACUGGUGCUUUGGAGAUCGAAGCUGCAGAGUUGAGUCACACUGGCCAUUACUCAUGUGUGGCUAAGAAUGCUGCUGGAUCUGCCCAUCGUCAUGUACAGGUCGUUGUGCAGGAGCCACCAGUGAUCCAAGCUCACCCACCGACAUUGGACGUGAUCCUGAACAACCCUGUGACUUUGCCUUGCCGUGCUUUGGGCACCCCACGCCCCACCAUUACCUGGCAGAAAGAAGGCAUUAACAUCCACACGUCAGGAGGUGAUUUCACUGUUCUGCCCAAUGGUGGCCUGCAGAUCUCCCAGGCUAGAGUGGAAGAUACUGGUACCUACAUGUGUGUGGUACAAAAUCCAGCAGGCACAGCACUAGGCAAGACUAAACUCAGGGUACAAGUACCUCCAGUCAUCAGUUCAAGCACCAAGUCCUACAAGGUUGCUGUGGAUGGGUCAGUAACUCUGCAGUGCCAGAUUGAUGGUUUCCCAACCCCAUCGGUCAUCUGGCAUAAAGAUGGGCAGUCUGUGGUAGAAUCUGUGCGCCUGCGCAUCCUCAGUUCUGGGUCUUUGCAUGUAGCAUUUGCCCAGCCAGGAGACACGGGCAGAUACACCUGCACUGCAGCCAACGUGGCAGGUAGCAGCAGUCUGGUGAUGAGCCUCACUGUGCUAAUCCCUCCCAGCAUUCGCAGAGGUGAAACAGAGCUGCUGGUGGUGGAGAAUACUCGCGCUGUGUUUGUGUGUGUAGCUGAGGGCGUGCCUCACCCCAGCAUCAGUUGGGAGAAAGAAGGCAUUGCUCUGACCGACACAACAGGAGAAUAUACCAUCCUGUCCUCAGGAGAACUUGUCAUAGACGAUGCUCAGCCCGAGGAUGCUGGGAGUUACACAUGCGUGGCCGCCAACACAGUGGGGCAGGACAGCCAGACCAUCGAUCUAUCUGUUCACACACUCCCAGCAUUCACUGAGCUCCUGGGAGACAUGGCUCUCAACAAAGGCGAACGUCUGGUACUGGUCUGUGCAGCCACAGGAAUCCCUCCACCUAAAAUCACCUGGGCGUUUAACAAUAACUUUAUUCCAGCUCAGUAUGACCAUCUGAAUGGUCAGAGUGAACUGGUGAUUGAACGUGUGAGUAAGGAUGAUGCAGGCACGUAUUCCUGUGUAGCAGAGAACCAAGUGGGAUCUAUCAAAUCUUUGGGUUUUGUCUAUGUCAAAGAGCCUCCUGUAAUAGAUGGGAAUGUCCAUUCAAAUCAUAUUGAGCCUCUGGGUGGAAAUACAAUUCUAAACUGCGAAGUACGAGGAGACCCUUUGCCCACCAUUCAAUGGAGCAAGAAGGGCAUCAACGUCCAGAUCAGCAACCGCAUCCGCCAACUGGAAAAUGGUUCUCUGGCCAUUUAUGGCACUGUGACUGAGGAUGCAGGUAGCUAUGUGUGUGUUGCUUCAAAUGAUGCUGGAGUGGUGGAAAGGACAGUUACUCUCACAUUACAAAGCUCUCCCAUCUUUACAGUGGAACCAGCGGAUUUAGUUGUGGACUCAGGCUCCACUGUGGUUCUUAACUGCCACGCACAGGGUGAGCCCACACCUGUCAUUGAGUGGGCACGACAAGGGCGCCCUUUGCUGGCUAAUGAACGCAUCACCCUGUUAUCCAACGGCUCGCUGCGGCUCAGCAGCGCUCAAAAAGAAGACACCGCCAAGUACGAGUGUGUGGCACGAAACCUCAUGGGCUCAGCAGUGGUGUAUGCAGCUCUGACAGUACGUGUUCAUGGAGGAUACUCUGAGUGGAUGGAGUGGGGUGCAUGCAGUGUGUCUUGUGGAACAGGAGUUCAGAAGAGGCUAAGACAGUGUAACAACCCUCAGCCUGCCAACGGUGGGCGUCAUUGCCCAGGCUCAGAUUCUGAGACUCGCAGCUGCCAAGGCAAACCCUGCCCAGUGGAUGGUCAGUGGUCAAAGUGGUCAAUUUGGGAGGAGUGCUCUAGUACCUGUGGUCAGGGAAACAGGACAAGGACACGCACCUGCAGCCAACCUACAGCUCAGCACGGAGGCAGACCCUGCGAGGGCAGAGCGGUGGAGGCCAUCAUGUGCAGCAUCAGACCUUGUCCUGUGUCUGGAAACUGGGGCACCUGGCUGCCAUGGAGCCCUUGCAGCGAAACAUGUGGUACUGGAAUGCAGACCAGAAUCCGGCUGUGCAACAGCCCUCCGCCUUCUUUUGGUGGACCACCAUGUCAAGGACCAGACACACAAACUCAAGUGUGCACUGAGAGGAGCUGUCCUGUGGAUGGCAAGUGGUCAUCAUGGGUAAGCUGGGGAGCCUGCAGCGUUUCCUGUGGAGGUGGAACCAGACAGAGGACACGCCUGUGCGCCAGCCCCGCCCCCAAACAUGGAGGAAGGCAAUGUGAAGGAAACGAUGUCCAUAUUGACUUCUGCAACAGUGAACCAUGCCCCAUCCAUGGUAACUGGGGCCCGUGGAGCAGCUGGGGCAGCUGCAGCAGGACUUGCAAUGGUGGUCAGAUGCGCCGCUACAGAACGUGUGACAAUCCCAGACCAGCUAAUGGUGGUAGAGCAUGUGCUGGGACAGACACGGAGGUCCAGAAGUGUAGCACAGUGAGCUGCCCUGUCGAUGGUAAUUGGGGUCCAUGGCAACCAUGGGGUGAGUGCUCCGUCUCCUGUGGUGUGGGGGAACAAACAAGAGUCCGGUUCUGCAACAAUCCAGCUCCUACCAACAAGGGUCGCUCCUGCCCAGGCGACUCCAACCAGCUUUCCAGGUGUAACAACCAGCCAUGUCCAGGUGGUCCUCAGAGGGCCAGAGGCAGCAUCAUUGGAACAAUUAACAAUGUGGAGUUUGGUAUUGCCAUCCUUAAUGCCACCAUAUCCAGCAGUCCAUCAAGUGGAAGAGUGGUACACGCCACCAUCAGUAACGUACCCAGGAGUCUUGGACCUGGAAUGAGAAAACUCAUCUCCCUUCUGAACCCAAUCUACUGGACCACAGCUCUGGAGCUUGGCGAAGCCGUCAACGGCUACACCCUUACAGAUGGCAUCUUCAGGCGAGAGACUCAAGUGGAGUUUGCCACAGGGGAGAUUUUAGGGAUGACGCAUGUAGCUCGUGGGCUAGACUCAGACGGUGUUCUGCUGGUGGACAUUGUGGUGAAUGGGCACAUCCUUGAUCUGCCUUCGAAUGCAGAAAUUGGGCUUAAGGAUUACACAGAGGAUUAUAUCCAGAUCGGUCCUGGGCAGCUGCACGCUCUGUCCACACGUAUGUUCAGUGUAGACAGAGUGAGUGUUCCUUAUUCCUGGAACCACACCAUCAUAUAUGAGCCUUCCAGGGGCAAGAUGCCUUACCUGGUACAGACACUGCACGCCUAUUCUAUCAGUGCUCAGUACCGUCCCUUAGAGGAGAUGCUAGAGUUCACAAUCCAUACUUCCAUUUCCAAGGGUGAACGAAGUAACCAGUGUCCUAAUGGCUUUCUGCUAGACCCAGCUGGACCCUACUGUGCUGAUGAGAAUGAGUGUGUGGAAGGCAACCCCUGUUCCCAUACCUGCCAUAAUGCUAUAGGAACGUACUACUGCUCUUGCCCUAGAGGACUCACGAUCUCUGCUGAUGGCAGGACAUGCCAAGAUAUUGAUGAGUGCUCACUGAGCGGACACAUGUGUCAUGAUGGACAGGACUGCGAGAACACCAUCGGCUCUUACCGCUGUGUGAUGCGUUGUGGACGGGGUUUCAGAAGAACAGCAGAAGGCUUGAGCUGUUCAGAUAUAAACGAGUGUCAGGAAUCCAAUCCAUGCCACCAGCACUGUCUCAACACAAUUGGAAGUUUCCGCUGUGCCUGUCAGCCAGGAUAUCAAGUCAGGAACCGUCGCUGCAUCGACAUCAACGAAUGCAGACAGAGAGUAUGCCGGUCAGACCAGCAGUGCAAGAACACACGUGGUGGCUACUCCUGCAUUGAGCUCUGUCCUACUGGUAUGACCAAGGGAGCCAACGGCACGUGUGUAGACAUCGAUGAGUGUCGGGACGGUACGCACCAGUGCCGUUACAACCAGAUCUGUGAGAACACCAGGGGAAGCUACCACUGCACCUGCCCCAGAGGCUUCCGCUCUCAAGGUGUAGGGCUACCCUGCAUUGACAUAAACGAGUGUGAGCGGGUCCCACUGCCAUGUGCCUACCAGUGUAUGAACACCCCAGGCAGCUACAAGUGCAUUUGCCCUCCGGGGCGCCACCUGCUGGGUGACGGCAAGUCCUGCGCUGGGCUGGAACGUUUGCCCAGCUACGAAAGCUUCUCGUACGGUUUCCACACCUCACAGACCUCCCCUGAGCGGAGCUCCUCGCGGCAUCGCUACCACAGCCUGGCAUCUCAAAGCUACCACACUUUCGCUGUGACUGGGGGGCAGUACAGGGUCAACAUUCCCUCCUCACGCUAUCGUAGGGCCAUAAAGGUCUGUCCUUAUGGCUUUAGUGCACAAAAGAACAAGUGCAUAGAUAUCAACGAGUGUGAGCAAAGGGACACGUGCCAGCAUGAAUGUAUUAACACACAAGGUAGCCACAAGUGUUUGUGUCCAGCUGGCUAUCGUCUCAUGACCAAUGGCAAAACCUGCCAAGACGUUGAUGAGUGCUUGGAGCAGAAUAUUCAGUGUGGCCUGAACAGAAUGUGCUUCAACACGAGAGGCAGCUACCAGUGCAUCGAUACGCCGUGCCCACCGAACUACCAGCGAGACCCAGCCUCAGGUUUCUGCCUGAAGAACUGCCCUGCCAAUGACCUCGAGUGUGCCUCGUACGCCUUGGAGUACAAGCUGCUGUCUCUGCCUUUUGGCAUCGCUGCCAACCAGGACCUGAUCCGACUGGUGGCCUACACUCAGGACGGCGUGGUGCACCCACGUACCACUUUCCUGCUGGUGGAUGAGGACACCACACUUCCCUUUGCCCUGCGUGAUGAGAACAUGAAGGGCGUCUUGUUCACCACACGCCCGUUGCGAGAGCCGCACACCUACCGCAUGAAGGUGCGAGCGCUGUCUUAUAGCAUUGACAGGAUCAUCGAGUACCAGACCACCUUCAUUGUUUACAUCUCCGUCUCAGCUUAUCCCUACUGAGAGCACUUUACUAGGACUAUGCAUUUUGGGUCAUGAAUGAGUGUAUGAGCGGGUGUGUUUGUGUGUUUAGCUGUAUAUAUAUCCACCACUUGAAAAUCCAUUUUUUUUGAGAGGCCACAUAAAGUGAAGAGCCGAGCUGCAGUGCUAAGAGAGUGUUAAUAAAUAAAGAGGACUUAACAUUAACCCUUGGGGUACUCCAAAAGAGAAUCUGCUUUACCUGUGGCUGGACUCCAUGGUGAAGCCUGAAGCCAAUCCAGUCCUGUGCAUUCAGACAAGCCUCUUUAAGAAAUUCGUCCUCUUUUUCAAGGACAAAGGCUGGUCAAAAAAGAAAAAGGCCAAUGUGUGUGUAUGUCUACCUAUUAACUUAACGGACAGUGCUUGAAAAUAAGCAACAGCGGCAGAAAUUUUGACUAGUCCAGUCCAGACAAAUCAUGUUGUAAUGUUGGUCCAGAGAAAUUAACUUGCCAGCAAGACCAAGAGUGUCCAGAAAUAAACGAUAACAUCCAUCUCAGGUAAGCACUGUUUCCCUUUAUAAAGCAUUUUUGUCUAUGACAUGUUUAUAUGUACUUACUAUCAUUGUGUUUGUAGAAUCUCAUUACAUGUUAAUACACAAGUAAAUAAGACCAUACCAAAGAUGUAUUCUAUUUUUAAUUAUUUGUAUAUAAGCAUUUGCUUUGUAUUCUUUGUUGUCUUGAUAUUUUUUAUUGUAUUAAUUGUUUUAUGCAAACAAUAAAUGGACAAUCUAA
Trichomycterus rosablanca is the source of this 17630-nucleotide messenger RNA. RefSeq names its product hemicentin 1 (gene hmcn1). Gene Ontology annotation, molecular function: calcium ion binding; axon guidance receptor activity. The transcript has 107 exons. The coding region runs from base 1 to 16884 and encodes 5627 amino acids. NCBI's taxonomy places the organism in Eukaryota, Metazoa, Chordata, Actinopteri, Siluriformes, Trichomycteridae. Gene Ontology annotation, cellular component: axon; plasma membrane; neuronal cell body. Gene Ontology annotation, biological process: homophilic cell-cell adhesion; synapse organization. The record is from RefSeq and is a predicted model, not a curated record.